Molecule: messenger RNA, 2147 nt
Organism: Ctenopharyngodon idella (grass carp)
Lineage: Eukaryota; Metazoa; Chordata; Actinopteri; Cypriniformes; Xenocyprididae
Gene: cmah
Product: cytidine monophospho-N-acetylneuraminic acid hydroxylase
Exons: 15
Coding region: 144-1922 (592 amino acids)
Molecular function (GO): 2 iron, 2 sulfur cluster binding
Source: RefSeq, a predicted model, not a curated record
CCUGUUCCUAUAACUGUUUGAUAAAGAGAGCAGACGCACAUGGGCUGCGCACAAAGUCUCUCUGAACUGAUAAAAGCCACUGCCUACUCACAUUUACAUCAGACAUCAGGACACAAACAAAGAUCUGAGGCCACCGGAGCACAAUGACAUCUCAGGUCUCAAAGACGGUCCUGCGACUGCAAGCUGAAGAAGUCCAGACACUGAAAGAUGGAAUUAAUUUCAAGAAAAACCCAGAGGAUGGCAAAUGUUACAUCAUUUACAAAGCCAAAGACAAACUACGAGCGUGUAGAAACCAGUGCAAACACCAGGGUGGACUCUUCAUUAAAGACAUAGAGGACUUGGACGGCAGGACAGUGCGCUGCACUAAACACUACUGGAAACUUAACGUGGCCACCAUGGAGUACGUCAACCCUCCAGACAGCUUCAUGCAAGAUCAACUUGAGGCAGUGCUGUCAGACACUGACGGUAGUUUAGAGCUGGUUGAGUUGAAUCCUCCAGACCCCUGGACUGCAGAGCCCAGAGAAGCACAAGAGCUUCACGCCGGAGAGAUCACGCUAACGUACAUCACGCACGCAUGUAUGGAGCUUAAAGCGGGGAACAAGAAGAUGAUGUUUGACCCGUGGCUCACAGGACCAGCGUUUGCGAGAGGCUGGUGGCUCCUUCAUGAACCUCCGUCUGAUGCCAUGGACAGACUCUGUCAGGCAGAUCUCAUUUACAUCAGCCACAUGCAUUCAGAUCACCUGAGCUACCCAACUUUGCGACAGCUUUCCAAGAAGCGUCCAGAUAUUCCCAUUUACGUCGGAAACACUUCACGGCCGGUGUUCUGGUAUCUGGAGAAAAGUGGAGUGAAUUUAACAAACAUCAACGUGGUGCCGUUCGGCAUGUGGCAGAAUGUCGACGAUCACCUGAGAUUUAUGAUUCUGAUGGACGGAGUUCAUCCUGAGAUGGACACCUGCUUGAUCGUGGAGUAUAAAGGUCACAUGAUCCUGAAUACGGUGGACUGCACCAGACCAAACAAUGGGCGUCUUCCACACGGUGUUGACGUGAUGAUGAGCGACUUCGCUGGCGGCGCCUCCGGUUUCCCCAUGACCUUUCAUGGCGGCAAGUACACUGAAAGCUGGAAGGCGGAUUUUAUCAAGAAUGAGAGGAAGAAACUGCUGAACUAUAAGACUCAGCUGGUGAAAUCCCUGCAGCCCAAGAUCUACUGCCCCUUUGCUGGAUACUUCACUGAAGCUCAUCCCUCUGACAGGUACAUAAAGGAGACGAACAUCAAGAACAGCCCAGUAGACCUGAAUGAAUCCAUAAGGAAGAGCUGUCCAAACACCUUAACCUGGACACCUUUACCCGGUUCUGUCCUGGAUUUGGCCCUCGCACUAAAAGACCCAUGUAACAGGAGUGCUAUCACUGAACCGCCCAACGGUACAAAAAUCUAUAAGGACAGUUGGGACUUUGACUGGUAUGUGGAUGAGCUAAAUGCUUCCAUUUCAGCUGAAAUCUUUAAAUACAAAAGCUGGAUCCAGCACUAUUAUAACUGGGCGGGAUUUAAAGGCUACAAUCUGGUCAUUCGGGUCAUUGAAACGGAUGAUGAUUUCAAGCCCCUGCGUGAAGGUUACGACUAUCUGGUGGACUUUAUGGACCUUUCUUUCCCAGAAAUGCGCCCGGAGAGAGAGCAUGCAUAUGAGGAGAUCAAGAACAGAGUGGGUGUGAUGAGGCACGUGGUUUUGAACGGGCUGCUAUGGGACGACCUGUACAUCGGCUUCAAUAACAGAAUGAGUCGAGAUCCUGAUGUUUACCACCACAAGUUCUGGAAUCAUUUUCAGACGGAACUGCCACUAUCAGCACCAGACUGGGAUCAUUUCCUUCAAACUGCCAGAGAAACAGACGUGACAGUUGAGAGCAGUAACAGCUGUGUGCUGUCUUAAUGCACACACACGUUGGUACACUUAUCAUUAUGAGGAUAGACGUAAUGGUUUAUGGGUUUAUGGGUCCCACUUUAUAUUAGGUGUCUUUAACUACUAUGUACCAACAUUUAAAUUAAUCAUUUAAUACAAUGCACUUACUGUGUACAUACAUAUGCACUUAUAUUUUUAAAGAUACCUGCAUGCAAUUACAGCUGUAAUAAAUUUCUGUAAUUAUGUCUAAAAUUG